AUGGCAAGCAAGGCCAUGUCUCGAACUGCGCCGUUGCUACUCGCGCAUAGCACAGAGCCGUGGUCUGUUUCUCCGCCAAAUGCAAUGUGGUAUGAUGCGCUGAAAUAUAUUGCCAAGCAUAAAGAUAUAUCGACCUUUCCCAAAGGACUCUUGGUCGAUGCCGACCCGUAUACAUACACGAUUUGUGAUGGCUACCCUAAAGCGCAGUAUCAUUUUCUUAUAUUGCCCCGGAUUCCAUUUUAUGUAAAUUAUAACGAAGAACGCACAGAAGUCCCAGAGAGUGAUAUGGAAUCGAUAUCCACAUUACUGAAGAGUCGCUUUGCGCGAGACAUUUUGCGACGCAUUAGUGACGCAAGAGACCGACUCGUGGUAAGGAUUCAUGAGUCUAUGAAGCAGUCUCGUGUACGCCCUGAUGGAGCAUAUGCAUACUAUCCUGAAUCGGAGGCAGAUUGGGGCCAUACGGUAUGGGGUGUUCAAUCGGGCUUCCACAAUGUCCCAUCGAUGCGGCACUUGCAUUUGCAUGUGAUUUCGACUGACUUGGUCUCCCAGCGACUCAAGCGAAAAAAGCACUACUUGUCUUUCCACCCAGGCGUGGAAUAUUGGCUUCCGAUGGAGCAGGCCCAACAGUGGGUUGAUCAGGGUCGGACUCAGCUCCCACAUGCUCCAGAGUACUACGAGAGUCUAUUGGAGGGACCUUUUGUAGCACUGGAUGGAAUGCCCAAGACAUUCUCAGACCUACCGGAAGUGAAAUAUUACUUGAAACAGCGAUUCUCCCGCGUGUCAUCCCAGCAGCGCAUGAGUGAUAAUCGCAAUUGA
This is a messenger RNA of Malassezia restricta, 816 nucleotides long. Its product is annotated as DNA 5' AMP hydrolase involved in DNA repair. Gene Ontology annotation, cellular component: nucleus. Gene Ontology annotation, molecular function: mismatched DNA binding; DNA 5'-adenosine monophosphate hydrolase activity; single-stranded DNA binding. Lineage: Eukaryota; Fungi; Basidiomycota; Malasseziomycetes; Malasseziales; Malasseziaceae. Gene Ontology annotation, biological process: single strand break repair; double-strand break repair. The record is from RefSeq and is a predicted model, not a curated record. The transcript has 3 exons. Bases 1 to 816 code for a protein of 271 amino acids.